AUGCCCCUAGCCAGGAGAUCACAUCGGAAAACAAGAACAGGGUGUCCAAAUUGCAAAAGGCGUAGGAUAAAGUGCGACGAACAAAAGCCAUCGUGCAGAAAUUGUGUCCAACACCGUAUAGAGUGCGAAUAUGCAGGAUCGCAAGCAAUGAAUGAUCACAGCUCUUUGGCGUCUGCUACUGCUACCCCAUCCCCUUCCCCUUCUAACAUAGGGACCACCAGGACUUUGCCCCCAAACCCCUGGGCUCAGUCAGGUUCAUCUCUUCAGCCUCAACCAUCAGUAAGCGACGAUGAUGUCCUAAAUUCUAGGCUCAUUCAUCAUUACUCGACGGCUACAUACCAGACACUUUCUGAUAAAGCUGAAUUCCAUUAUAUAUGGCAAUUUGAGAUCCCUGAGAUAGCUUUCGAACACAGAUUUCUCCUGCCCAUGAUCAGGGCCGUGUCUGCCCUGCAUAUAUGCCGCAAAGGCUCGUCGGAGGUGCGUUACAAAGCAUACGCUUAUCAGCAGUAUGAGGCAUCUUUGAAAGACUCCUCAUUGGCACUCUCGAGAAUCUCACCAUCAAACUGUCAUGCGCUUUAUGCUGUUUCGGCACUUGCAUUUGUCUUCGAACUUGGCACUUCGUAUAACCACGAUAGCCUCCUGUGCAGUGGGACUGAUGUCCUGGCUCCUUGGAUCGUGCAUAUUCAAGGAGUUCGCACAAUCAUGCUGUCGACCUGGGCGCACAUUAAGGCUGGCGUCUUAGGGGCAUUGUUUGACGGUGAGCCUUUGGGAAACGGGCCUGUGGAGCUUGAGUCGUGUGUGAAUGAUUUUGCGGGUUAUAUUGAAACAAUGCCACUUGCCUCAGAACAAAUUAUGACCUAUCGCAGUGCUGCAAAUGAGCUCAUCAAGUGGUCGAAAAUGCCCUAUUCGGGUUUCUUUGGAUGGGUAUGUCUGUUCGGGGAUGACCCUAGUGUAGCAGCCGCAGUCAUCGCCCUUAUCUGCUACGGCGCGAGCACCGGCUUCCACAUCUUCCAGCUAUGGAAGCUCCGUAGUUGGUUUUUCACAACGUUCGUCGUGGGAGCGAUCAUGAUGACCGUGGGCUACAUAUUCCGCACGGCCUCAGCAAAAGACAAAACAGCCAUCGGACCCUACAUUGGGCAGAACGUCUGCAUCCUCCUGCCCCCUUCCCUCUACGCAGCGACAAUCUACAUGAUAUACAGCCGCAUUGUCCUGUUCGCUCGCUCGCAUGAACUAUCCAUAAUAGCACCACACAAGGUCACCAAGAUCUUCGUGAUCGGGGAUGUAAUUGCAUUCCUGAUGCAAGCCACUGGCGGUGGUAUGAUGGCUAUCUCUUCGAUGUCUAGUCUCGGCCAGAAGGUGACCAUCGUGGGACUCUUCGUGCAAUUGAUCUUCUUUGGUGGAUUCUUCACCCUUUCAGUUGUUUUCCACCAACGCGUCCAGAAGCUGAAACGCACCCGGGUGCUUUCAAUGCCGUAUGGGCCGUUGUUAUAUGUCCUGUUUGGAGUGUCGUUGUUGAUUAUUAUUCGGUGUCUGUUUCGCAUUGUUGAAUUCUGCCAAGGGAAUGACGGCUAUCUUGCCAGCCAUGAAGUGUUU
Aspergillus bombycis is the source of this 1593-nucleotide messenger RNA. RefSeq names its product RTA1 like protein. Lineage: Eukaryota; Fungi; Ascomycota; Eurotiomycetes; Eurotiales; Aspergillaceae. Gene Ontology annotation, cellular component: membrane. The transcript is spliced from 4 exons. Gene Ontology annotation, biological process: regulation of DNA-templated transcription. The record is from RefSeq and is a predicted model, not a curated record. Gene Ontology annotation, molecular function: DNA-binding transcription factor activity, RNA polymerase II-specific; zinc ion binding. The annotation marks the transcript as partial.